UGCAGCAGUGGUUGCUGGGCUGCGGGCGGAGGAACAUCCCGACCACUGGGCAGUCGCGGAAUAUUCUUUUUUUCUUGUUUUCGAGGAUGCAGUGGUCGUAGAAGACAUCAUAACGACUCUUUCCUCGAGAACUGGACGUGGUGCAGAAGAGGCGUCAGAACACCCGAGCCAAGAUGACGAACGCGGCGUCCAAAUUCAUCAGCGACUCUGCUCGUCGCCUGAAUGUGAGCGAGACAACCUUCUCCAGGGGAGGAAUGUCUGUAGUGCUGGCUCUUUAUUUCUAUAAAGUAGUUUAUCCAAAGCUGAAGAUUCUGUACCAGCAGCAGAGUGCCAAGAGGGAGGAAGAAGAGGGUAACACACACAGUGACAAGAGAGGAAAGCGAGGUGUUGGGCCCACAGUAAAUAAAGAGUUUUUCAUUCAGCUCAAAAGACUCAUAAAAAUCAUCAUCCCAGGGCCAUGGUCAAAAUCCGCAGCCCUCCUCUACCUGCACACCCUCACCCUCAUAGCCCGGACUUUCCUCUCCAUCUACGUGGCUCAACUGGAAGGCAGGGUAGUUAAGUACAUUGUUCGUAAAGAUGUGUUCAGAUUUGCACUUAUGAUGACCAAGUGGAUCAGCAUUGCCAUUCCCGCCACACUUGUUAACUCCAUGAUCCGCUUCCUCGAGUCUCAUCUCGCUCUCACUUUCCGCUCACGACUUGUUAGAUACUCUUACGACCUGUACUUCAAAAACCAGUGCUACUACAGGGUAUCAAAUCUCGAUGGUCGGCUGGAAAAUGCUGACCACUGCUUGACAGAAGACAUUAUGGCAUUUACGUCCAGCAUCGCACAUCUCUACUCUCACAUCACGAAGCCCCUACUCGACACACUGCUCAUCACACUGUCCCUUGCAUCCUUGGCCAGGUCAAGGGGAGGAGCCAGUCUGCCAGGUCCAGUGUUAGGAACACUGGUGAUCAUACUGACCGGAAGAAUCCUAAGGAAAGUGUCACCCAAGUUUGGAUCUCUUGUGGCAGAGGAAGCUCACAGGAAAGGCUACCUGAGAGCUAUUCACUCCAGGAUUAUCACAAAUGCUGAAGAGAUUGCUUUCUAUGGGGGACACAAGGUAGAGCUUAACAUCUUGCAAGGGGCAUAUCAGUCACUUGUGAAACAGAUGGGUGUUAUCUUCAACAAGCGACUGUGGUACAUCAUGUUAGAACAAUUCCUCAUGAAGUAUGUUUGGUCUGGAGCAGGAAUGGUCAUGGUAUCCAUACCUCUUCUGACAUCAACCAAAAAUGAAUCUGGUGAAUCAGAUGGAGGAGUGUCAGACAGAACGCAAUAUUUCACCACAGCCAAGAAUAUGUUAGCAUCUGGUGCUGAUGCAAUAGAACGUCUUAUGACAUCAUAUAAGGAAAUUGUAGAGUUGGCAGGAUAUACUGCUCGGGUUGGGAACAUGCUAGAGGUAUUUGAGGAUGUGCAGUGUGGAAGAUAUCAAAGACCAGCUGUGAUGAACAACGGAAACAAACAGCCAGAGAGAGGAAUAGGGGCUAACCUCAUCCUCAAAAAUGGCAUGCCUGUUAUUAAUGGUAUUGUGACAGAGAGCAUAGAUGGCACCAUUCUCAUAGAAGAAGUACCCAUUGUAACACCAAACUGUGAUGUUGUCGUUCCAUCCCUCACUCUUACUGUGACGCCUGGAAUGCAUCUCCUUAUUACUGGCCCUAAUGGCUGUGGAAAGAGCUCGCUGUUCCGUAUUCUUAGUGGUUUGUGGCCUGUGUACAGUGGACACCUUCAGAAGCCAGUCACCUCGGACAUGUUUUACAUUCCACAGAGACCAUACAUGUCAGUGGGCAGCCUGAGGGACCAGGUCAUUUAUCCAGAUUCCUUACAAGACACAAGGAACAAAGGAAUUAGUGAUGAUGACCUUUUAGAAAUCCUAGGCCUGGUCCACCUGCGACAUCUGGUGGCCCGCGAAGGAGGAUGGGACACGGUGCAGGAUUGGAAGGAUGUACUGUCUGGGGGAGAGAAGCAACGAAUGGGUGUUGCCAGACUCUUCUACCACAAGCCUCGAUAUGCUUUGCUGGAUGAGUGCACUAGUGCUGUUAGUAUUGAUGUUGAAGGCCAGAUGUACCAAGCUGCCAAAGACCAUGGAAUCACCCUUCUCACCAUCACUCAUCGUCCUACAUUAUGGAAGUUUCACACUCACUUGCUACAGUUUGAUGGUGAAGGAGGCUGGAAGUUUGACCGUCUUGAUUCAGACAAACGUCUUAACCUAAAGGAUGAAAAACAACACUUGGAGUCCUUAUUGACAGACAUACCCAGCAAGAUGGAAAGAUUGAAGGAACUGUGCAGUAUCCUCGGAGAAGACUCACUGCUGGUUGAAGACAGUGUUGUAACAGAUAUUGGGAGUGACACAGCUUUAUCUGAUUAGAUUAUUAUUUAGUUACUACAGUAUAUAUAUUAU
Molecule: messenger RNA, 2435 nt
Organism: Penaeus monodon (black tiger shrimp)
Lineage: Eukaryota; Metazoa; Arthropoda; Malacostraca; Decapoda; Penaeidae
Product: ATP-binding cassette sub-family D member 2-like
Exons: 11
Coding region: 174-2402 (742 amino acids)
Biological process (GO): very long-chain fatty acid catabolic process; long-chain fatty acid import into peroxisome; peroxisome organization
Cellular component (GO): peroxisomal membrane
Molecular function (GO): ABC-type transporter activity; long-chain fatty acid transmembrane transporter activity; ATP hydrolysis activity
Source: RefSeq, a predicted model, not a curated record